AUGAUAUCGCCCUUUCCGCCGUCAACGGCCACCCCCGGCGACGGCCGCAUCGUCGCCACCCUCACGCCCAAUGGCGAACCCAGCCUCGGCACCGUCUCCUAUCAGUAUCCGCUGAAGCUCAUUGCGCCGGCCACCGGUGCCGGCGUGGGCACCCUCGGGCGAGAGGGCGCCACCGCCGUGAACAGGGAUGGGCACGAAACCGACCCCGCCCGGCGAAGGAGCUCUCUCGUCUUCAUGCUGUCCUAUGGCGGCGGACUUGUCGCGGGCGACCAGGUCAAUCUCCGCAUUGAGGUCCAGGCCGGCUCGCGCCUCAGUCUCGUGACCCAGGGCACCACAAAAGUCUUCAAGGCCACGGGCGCCGGGCGUGCGGCGCCUGUCGCCGUGCCCACGCGGCAGAACCUGACCGUGGACGUGGCGCCGGGCGCGGGACUGUGCUUGCUGCCGGACCCCGUGCAGCCGUUUGCCGAGAGCCUGUACGAGCAGGUGCAGGUUGUGCGUCUCGACGAGCGCGGUGUCAACGGCGUCGGCAAGACGGCACCCUCGCUCUGCCUGCUCGACUGGGUGACGCAAGGACGGGCGGCGCGCGGAGAAAACUGGAGCUUUACGAGCUGGAAGGGCCGCAACGAGGUCUGGCUUGCGACGGGCGAUGCCGUCCGCGACGACAGCGGCGGUCGCACGGCCGCUGCCGACACAAAGCCGAUACCACAUCGGAACCGGCUGCUUGUGCGUGAUGCCGUGAUGCUGGCACAUGUCUAUUUGGACAGCGGUGUGGCCCCGCUGCCGCCAUCCACAGGGACAGAAGGAACCGCUCUCCGCGACUCGUUGCAAGGACUGGCCGUCGUUGGCACGCUGAUCUUGCGCGGUCCGUUGGUGGAUGCGGCUGGCGUGUUCUUCUUGGCAGAAUUUGCAGCCUUGCCGCGGCUCGGUGCCCGUGACUUUCGGGAUACAAACACGCCCGAACCGACUGCCGAUAAGGUGUCCCUGGAUGCCUGGCGUGCGGAACGCCUGCGGCUGGAAGCGGCGCAUGGUGUGCUGUGGUCGGCCGCCGCGGUCCGAGGCUGCGUCGUCGUCAAGUUUGGCGCGCGCAGCGUAGAGGGUGGGCGGCUAUGGGUCGGCGCGAUGCUGCAGCGUGAGGGCAGUGUGGCAGCCGCCUUUGGUGAAGAGGCACUGAUGUGCGUCAAGUGA
This is a messenger RNA of Sporothrix schenckii 1099-18, 1185 nucleotides long. Its product is annotated as urease accessory protein. The record is from RefSeq and is a predicted model, not a curated record. Gene Ontology annotation, molecular function: nickel cation binding. NCBI's taxonomy places the organism in Eukaryota, Fungi, Ascomycota, Sordariomycetes, Ophiostomatales, Ophiostomataceae. The transcript has a single exon. Bases 1 to 1185 code for a protein of 394 amino acids.